Molecule: messenger RNA, 847 nt
Organism: Chironomus riparius
Lineage: Eukaryota; Metazoa; Arthropoda; Insecta; Diptera; Chironomidae
Source: the annotation of a GenBank genome assembly
GUUUUGUCAGCUUUAUCAUCCAAGAAUAUUAACGAAUAUGAAAUAUGUGAACAAAAUUAAAUUUUUCCUACAAUGUGUUAUUUUAUUAAUUUUGCUUAGUUCAACCCAAGGAUAUCCACAAAAACCAGAAGACAACAAUGCAACAAAAGCUGAUGAUAAGCCAACAAGUCCAAUUCCAACAAUGACUCAUACCAAAAAUGAUACUGCUUUACCGAUAUCGACAACAGUUGCUUUAACAACAAUUGCAGAAACACAUACGACGACAAUGUCAGCAAUACCAGCAGAAUCGGCAACAACGUCAGCGACAACAGUUGCAAUAAAAGCAUUAGAAAAUGAAGAGACAUCGAAUGCUCAGAGACAAAAACGUCAAGCAACGAUUCCAGCAUUCCCAACAAAUGCUUUACCUGGAAAUGGACCUCCAUCGAAUUUAGGUGCACCUCCAUCUGGUAGCAUACCUUUACCAUCUGGGAGCAGUCUUCCUCAACCAAACAUCGCCACAGCAGGUGCAAUGAACAAUAGCAUCUCUCCAAGUUUAGCUGCAAGUCCAAAAUCUAUCUCAGCUGCAGCUGCAUCUCUUCAGCCUGUCAAAUUUCCUCCAGCUGGAAAAUAAUUUUUAUUCUUUUGUAUUUUAAAAGUAGAUUUUAAGCUGAAAUUUGCAAAUUUUCUAAGCUUCUUAAAAUUGGACAUGUCAGUGCUGGUCACUAGCUUCAAUAAUUUUGAAACUAGUUUUGCUAGAGAAUUAGAUGAAAAAAUCAUUUUCGUAUACAAUUGUCAAUUAAAAUGUAAUUUUUGGUGUAAAAUUGAAGCAGAAAUUUGACAAGGUUGAAUAAAUUAUUUUGUAGCAACA